CCAUGACCAGCACCACUACCCUGACUACUGUGUCCAUGACCAGCACCACGACCCUAUUCACUGUCACAAUGACCACCACCCCCACCGACACCACUAUCACCACCACCACCCCUCUCGGCGCAACUACUACUAUCACCGUCACGACACAGACAAGCACCACUACGCGGAUAUACAUUGUUGCGGGAUCUAUGUGGUUCGAAAGCACGGGCACUCAAGAGCAGGUGGAAAGUGCGUCAGUGAAUGCACUUGCUUCACAUUUCGGCGUGCCCGAAAGUGCUGUGUUCUGUGUCGCCUCGCUUUUCACAAACAGCUCGCGACGGCUCAUGUCGGACCGGGAGCUCACCAGCUCAGUCACGCAUUGGCAGGUCGAUUGGACGAUAGUUGCAAGUGCAUCUCCCGCCUUUUCGGCAUACGACGUAACGACAGAGCUGCAUCAGCAUGUAAACGCGACCUCAGGAGAGAACUUGGAGUCGAUUGAGACGUUUUAUAGCCUCAUGGAGCUCGCCAUGUCAUCUCGGGGCCUGACACUCGUGUCAAAUUCCAGUGUCUUCGUGCACGCAGAGCCCACGAUAAUGGAAAUCACCGUCACCCAGACGACAUCAACGACGGCAACGCCAUUCGCAGAGGGCCUCAUUGCCGACACGGAGAAAACGGCGAGCAUUGAUUUUGUCAUUAUGGGCAUCAUAGUUGGCGCGAUAUUUGUUUUGUGUUGUUGCAUUCAAUUGUUAUGUUUCUUAAGGAUCCGCCGGCAACGGAAGUCUGAAGAGGACUUGGAGGCUGUGUCGCGAAAUGACCUCGAGCAGGGGACGCCCGAGGACAUAAUAUGGGUCGCGCCUGGAGCGCCCCCAAGGAUCGAGUCGCAAAGCAACGCACCCAAGCAGGCGCGCAGCCUGUCACGCGGUGCACGCGGUGCAUCGGCCAAAGCGUCUUUGGGAAGCGAGAUCGGCGCAUCGCAACGGAGCAGCCUUUCGUCGACAGGUAUGCGAUCGGGUAGGUCAGGCGGAAAUUUGUCACCCAGUCCGUCGGCUGCCUCAGCCAGGUCUGGUGACGCCGGGUUGGCUCGCAGCUGGUCUCGGGCCUCAGGGCUUUCGAUUUAGUCCCGGGAAGGUAGCUUGACGAUAGCAAAGGCUACAUGAAACAACCGUUCCAGAUACCCCACCAGAUAAGACACAUUUUUGCAUCCACUAUCGCGCAGACGCGGUGACGGGCAUGUGCUUCGUGGCGACAGCGAGACCCCCUAUCGCAGCACGCAGCACUGCAUUUUAAUCCGCAUCAGAUACGCGAGGGGAUCAGACAUAGCAGUUGAAUGCUACAGUCGUCUCCCGAUGUAUUAACCAUUCGGCCGAAUACCCUUCGCUUCUCAUGUGUUGUAACUUCCAUGAUGAGUGCGACAUUUGAGCAGUGUGGGUAGAUCUAUCGCUUUGUGGGUGCGGAACCGGCUUGCCUUCAGUAGCCCACUUCCCGGCUCGCAGCGGCAACGGGGAUGGCGGAGGAUCCCAGCAGGGAUUGAAAUGGGGCCCUUUUCGUUUCCGACCACCGCUCCAGUGGCCAGAUUGUCUCACAUCUGCUCGAGCCGAGCCGGCAGCAGUAGGCGAGCGAGGUGGAAGGGAGGGGGACAGAGAGUGUGAGCAUUCUUACGUUUGUAGAUUUACGAAAAAAACUUGCAGAUACACAUGUGUACACAGCUUUAAUUCGCGGUGAGCCACCCAGGUUCUAGGUCUCGCGUUCCGGUAAGUGGCACGCAUGUUGACGCCCUUGGAACGCAAAGUGCGUUUCCACUGCAUUUGCACUUGUAUGCUCACUCCGCGCUUGGCACUGUUGCUUCAGAGAGUUCGACAACAAAAUUAUGCUAACGGAGUUCCCCACAUAAAGAUGUUACGGGGUUCCAUUGCUUCUUGUCUGCGCUCUGGUGGGGCCUCCCUGGAGGGG
Prorocentrum cordatum is the source of this 1929-nucleotide messenger RNA. Lineage: Eukaryota; Dinophyceae; Prorocentrales; Prorocentraceae. The record is from the annotation of a GenBank genome assembly.